CCUUGUGAGCAUCGGACGUUCAAGACUAUACAACCGAUAAAAAACAUCUAUUCAAUAUGAACAGUAAGACAUUCUACAAACGGGAAUACUUGAAGAAACCUAGGCGGUGCCAUCUCGACUACUCCGACGAGCGAGUCUGGGAGCAAAGCUACUUGGAGGCAAAAUGCAAAGAGCUGAAUUUGGAGGAGGAGUACAGGAGAUAUCAGAUCCGUCUGAUGAUAAGCUCUCUCACCGUAUUCUACCCCCUGUUUAUACUGGUGACACUGGGCAUGGAGUUUGUAAAUUGGUUAUGUGUCGAGAAUACAAGUUUAAUCUCCAUAAAUUUAUUUUUUGCUUCUUUUAAUCUGGUUAUGGUGUCUUCAAUAUUAAGUGUCAACUUCUUCGAAAGUUUCGUAACGCGCCACCGGUGGGUAAUGGUUUUCACCUCAGUUUUGGCGGCUUAUGCCGUGACAUUUAAUGACAUAGCAUAUGUCCAAUAUCACAAAAACAAUACCCACUGGCCUCUAAAUACCGCAUUUGACGUGUUUGUGCUUUGCAUGAUUUACAUGUUUCUGCCAAUUCCGUCAAUUACGGGAGCUGCUCUGUUGGCCACCUCAGUAAGCCUUAUUUACGUGGGCUACUUCGUACGCAACUUGAUCAAACACCCUUCGUUUGAGCGCGAAAUCAGCGGCUACGAGAAUCUAGCCGCUGAUAUACUGCACAAUGUGGGCUUCAACAUGAUGGGCAUCUUCUUCCGGAUUAUGAACGACAUCUUGGUGCGCGCCUCCUUCCUCGAUCGCCACCAGUUCAUCAAGGAGGAAGUGUGGUUGCGGAACGCCCUGCUUCAGGAAUCGAUGCUCCUGGACACCAUCCUGCCGCCCCAGAUCGCAAAGCCCAUCCAGGACAGCAUCAAAAGCAAGAUCAGGCAGUCGGAAAAUGCGCCCGAACGCUUCUCCAUGGGUCGCCGGCGUAAGAGUGACACCUUUAUGCCCAUCCAGAUUCAUCCCGAUGUCAGUAUCCUGUACGCGGACGUGGUCAACUACACCCACUUGACCACAACCUUGACGGUUCAGAGUCUGGUGAGAGUCCUGCACGACCUCUACGGAAGAUUCGACAUGGCAGCCUCCCACUUCAAGGUGCAGCGUAUUAAAUUCCUAGGCGACUGCUAUUAUUGUGUGGCAGGAUUAACGACACCAGAUCCUGAUCACGCCAAGAUGGCGGUGUCGUUGGGCAUAUCAAUGAUUGCGAACAUCCAGGAGGUGAGGACGGAAAGCGGAUUGGAUAUCGAUAUGCGCAUAGGAGUCCACUCAGGUUCUUUAAUUGCAGGUGUGAUCGGCGAAGCGAAGCUGCAGCUCGAUAUUUGGGGUGCUGAUGUUGACAUCGCCAGUCGUUUAGAGGCCACAGGAAAGGCGGGUCAGGUCCACGUUAGUGGGCGCACUCUUGCCUACUUGAAUAUUGCUGACUAUGUGAUAUAUCCGGGCACUGAAAUGGCUCGAAAGGACAACCUGCUGAAGUCGAUGAGCACAUAUCUUAUCACUGGAACUGUAUCCCGAGGUUCCAUUCAAACCGUCUUGUCGGAAUCGAACCUUGAUAUCACGUAUAUCGAGAUACAACGGGAACAAACGGCCGCUCCUUCCUCAAUGUCGGAUGAGCUUCGUGAGGAGUUCCGAAAAAUGCCAGUCGGUGGCUUCAACUUUCGAAAGCUUUGCUGUCGCCGUGGUGUUAACGAGGAUGACAACGCCGAACGCAAUUUGGGCACGUUUUGUGUGGCGUUUAAAGACUCUUCUCUGGAAAGGAGUUACCUACAGCAGCCCGACUUCAUUUUCAAGGCCUCGAUGCUGUUGGCCUGGGGAAUUUGCUGCUGUCUCAUCUACAUGCAGGUGGUAGACAACAACUUUGUCUGCGAGGCCUGCAUUGUGGUGGAUCUACUCACAUUUCUCUUGCUGACUGCCAUGUUGUGUAUCGCCUGGUAUAAGAAAGUGUGUUGGUGGAAGGAUAGACACAGGGAAUCCAAAGUGUACGGCAAAUUCAGCUGCACGGUGUUCCACCUGUUCGAGAAGCUUCAGUACAGUGUGACUCUGCGCAUUACCGCCUACUUGCUGAUCAUUAUAUGCUACGUCUCGGUGAUCUCUUUAAUAAUGAUAAACUGCGACCGCGACCAGUAUGAGCUGAGUGUUAUUGACAGCAAGCUUUUCCACUAUGAAAUGAAACGGGAUUUCUGCUUCCAUCCGUGGGCAUUUACGAACAUGAUUUCUUUGAUAAUCGGCAUGAGCUACACCUUUGCACGAAUUCCGUUCGUACUGAAGAUAGUAGUCAGUGGUUGCGAAACCUUGGCCUACCUGCUGAUCGUGUUCUUCCAGUACGCAUUCAUUUUCCGGCACAGCGCCACCACUUCUCCGUUUUUGCAAGCGGAAGUAGCUCAUUGUUUUCGGGUUUGCAUGAUGCUGCUCACUAUGUCUGCAAAGGAACGUCAGACGGAGUUCAACACAAAGCUUAACUACAAGCUUAACGUAGACUUGCAGAAAAAACAAAAAGCAGCUGAUGUUACAAACCAAUCCAUCAUAAUUCUGCUUAACAACAUUCUGCCUUCUCAUGUUGUCGACCUGUAUCUUGAUUCCAUAGCUCACCAUGAGCUGUAUUACGAAAAUUAUCAAAUGGUUUCAGUUAUGUUUGCCAUGCUUGUAAAUUUCCAAAUGAAUUUGCCCAGCCUAAGAAUUCUUAACGAUAUCAUUACAGAGUUUGACAAACUGUUGUCGGUCUACAAAGAAUAUUAUGUUGUUGAGAAAAUUAAGGUCGUCGGUUGCACUUAUAUGGCCGCUUGUGGAUUGGACUUCACAUUAGCUUCAGGAGUCAGAGCCAGCAGUAAUUUACGCAGUAGUUCACUCCAUGUAGAUGUGGAGAGGGUUCUAAACCAGAGAUCGUCCACCGAUAACAAAGAGACCGAGUCCAAUCACGAUGAGGUGGUCUUCAUUAUGACCUCGUUCGCCCUGGACCUGAUGCGAACCCUGUCGGUGUGCAACAAGGCCUACUCGGAUUUCCACUUCGACCGGGAUUUGGCGAGUGGAGAGAUCUGCAUCGGGAUUUCCAGCGGAGAGAUAAUGGCCGGAGUAGUGGGUGCCUCGCAGCCUCAUUACGACAUCUGGGGGAACCCGGUCAACAUGGCCUCUCGAAUGGAAUCAACCGGUCUGCCAGGUCACAUCCAGGUUACCGAGGAGUCCGCCAAGGUCCUCCAGGAGUUCGACAUCCACUGCACUUACCGUGGCUUGACCUUCGUUAAGGGUCGCGGAAACAUCCCCACUUACUUUGUGGGAAUCGAUGAAAACUUGAAGUUCAUUUCCGCGAGACUCGUCGACCGAGCCUCAACGAGACGUUUUUCAGUAAUGUCUUCACUGGAACCAUAUGCAACUCCUACCAGUGAGGAAGAUGAGAGUCAGUAGUUUCUUGAAUGUUCAUUAAAAUAUAUAUUUUCUACAAAA
Drosophila ficusphila is the source of this 3455-nucleotide messenger RNA. Its product is annotated as adenylyl cyclase X E-like. Gene Ontology annotation, biological process: intracellular signal transduction; adenylate cyclase-activating G protein-coupled receptor signaling pathway; cAMP biosynthetic process. The record is from RefSeq and is a predicted model, not a curated record. The transcript has 12 exons. Bases 57 to 3416 code for a protein of 1119 amino acids. NCBI's taxonomy places the organism in Eukaryota, Metazoa, Arthropoda, Insecta, Diptera, Drosophilidae. Gene Ontology annotation, molecular function: adenylate cyclase activity.